UAAAUCCUCUUCACGCACGUCGAAGCAAAACCGAAACGCAUGCACACCUAACAUCUGUAUAUAUAUACAUACAUACACACACACAUAUAUAUAUAUAUAUACUCUCACAUCUCUCCCACCAUUUCGAUUCCCAUUCUCGUCUUCUUUCUUCUCCGGGACUCCUACCAUGGCCGUCGAAGCUCGUCGUCUCCCUCUCUCCUCUCCUCAACACUUGUUCAACCGAGAACUGAUGGUGAACGCCGCCGUGGAACGCACCGGCGGUUUCUGCGUCAACCAGACGACGUAUAGCGUCGCGCCGCCGCUUACGUCGGCUGCUACGCCUCUUCAUCUGUACGGAUCCGGCGAUACGGCCGCCCUCCCCACCACGGCGGACCCGUUUACUCCUCAUCUCAUAAAGUCCUUCGACGUUUCGUCUUUCGCGUACUGUGACGGCAUCGAUAAUAACAACAAUGGCAGCAGCACUAUCAACCGCGGUUUCGUCCCGUCACCGUCAAGAAAACGGUCGAGAGAUUCUAUGGCGAAUUACCCCAUUCUUCAUCAUCAGAACUCAAGAUUGUGUGCUCCUUCGUCGUUUCUGGGCCAAUACAUGUCGCAGAUUCAUCAGCAGCAGCUCGAAAUCGAUCGCUUGAUCGCCCUUCACAUGGAGAGAGUGAAGAUGGAGAUGGAGGAGAAGAGGAACAGGCAAGUGAGAGCGAUAAUGGAGGCGAUAGAAGAACGGGUGAUGAAGAGACUGAGAGCGAAAGAGGAAGAGAAGGAGAAGAUAGGGACGCUGAACAUGGCGCUCGAAGAACGGUUCAAGUCGCUCGCCGUCGAGAACCAGUUAUGGCGUGACCUCGCUCACACCAACCAAGCCACGGCUCAAGCCCUCCGCACCAACCUCGACCUCGUCCUGGCGCAGGCUAAGGACCUGCGCAUACCCACCGGCGCACCUCAAGACUUAGCCUACCCUGACGACGCUCAGUCUUGCUGUGGGGACUCGGAGUGGCGCGCGUUACCGGGGGAUGCGCAGGAUAAGGGGAGGAUGUGCAGGAGCUGCGGGGAGGAGGAAUCGUGUGUGUUGCUGUUACCGUGCAGACACCUGUGCCUAUGUGGGGCUUGUGGGGCCAAUCUGCACACGUGUCCUAUUUGUAGAUCCCCUAAGAACGCUACUGUUCAUGUCAACAUGUCAUCAUGAACUCAGACAGAAAAAAAUUAUCGGAAAAUAUAUUUUUUUUCCCUUGAGCAA
Molecule: messenger RNA, 1225 nt
Organism: Tarenaya hassleriana
Lineage: Eukaryota; Viridiplantae; Streptophyta; Magnoliopsida; Brassicales; Cleomaceae
Product: probable BOI-related E3 ubiquitin-protein ligase 2
Exons: 3
Coding region: 167-1174 (335 amino acids)
Biological process (GO): regulation of programmed cell death
Molecular function (GO): ubiquitin-protein transferase activity
Source: RefSeq, a predicted model, not a curated record